AUGGAAGUGAUCAACAAGAUGGUAACAAUAUUGCCAAAUAUGCAAGUAUUGAAGGAAACCAAGACAUUAGAAGGCAGACGUCCAAAGAAUGACCAAAGCGAAAACUUGAACACAUUGCUCCACGAAACAGAGACAUAUUUGAAGGAUACUCCCGCAUCGGCUCAAGAAGAUGAACACGUCAUUAAGCUUAGUCAAGAGUUGCAACAGUACAAGUUAACAAUGGCUGAAACAGUACAAAUACUGAAUUUACGACCGUCCAGCGGUGUUGAGGUUCAGUUAGUAGUUGAAGAAUGCGAAGAACGAAUAAGAACCGAGGAACAACUUGAAGCUUUAGUGAAGAUAAUUAUCGAAGGAUUGCCUUUAACUCAACCUAGCAAACCAGCUCAAAGAAUCGAUGAGGCAGGACGAGGUCCCGUUCUUGGACCAAUGGUUUAUGGGUGCGCGGUAUCACCUUUAGAUCGCGACGAAGAGCUAGGAAAUUUAGGUUUUGCGGAUUCGAAAGUUUUGACCGAAGAGAGGCGUGAAGAGCUUUUUGAUCACAUGAACCAAAACGAAGAAACAAAAAAAGUCGUUGCUUGGGCAGUCAGAAGUUUGUCAGCACAAUACAUCAGUGUUUCAAUGCUUCGGAGAAACAAGAUAUCACUGAACGAGCUCUCACAUAAUGCAGCGAUUCAACUGAUACAUGAUGCUCUGGCGGCAAAAAUUAAUAUCGUUGAGAUUUUUGUUGAUACAGUCGGUCCCAAAGCUUCCUAUCAAGCCAAACUUGAGCGAAUUUUUCCUGGAAUAUCGAUCGUUGUUUCCGAAAAAGCUGACUCAAAGUUUGCAAUUGUUUCAGCGGCAUCAAUUGCGGCAAAGGUAACACGUGAUCGUCGUUUACGGGCUUGGCAAUUUCGGGAAAACAAUAUUUUAGUAUCAAAUGACGGUUUUGGAAGCGGAUACCCUGGGGAUCCCAACACCAAAAAGUUUUUGGCUGGAGGUGCCGAUCCAGUGUUUGGUUUUAGCUCAUUGGUUCGCUUCAGCUGGAAGACGGCCGACGUUAUUGUGGACAAAAAGUGCAUAAAAGCUAGCUGGGAAGAAGAAACUACACAAUCAUCAUUAAAGAAUUUUUUGCGAACAGAGAGCAAUGAUCUACCCACUGUUCGCCAUCAAUUCUUCCAAGACCGAAAUCUUCGUUAUACGAGUGCUUUU
Messenger RNA from Mesorhabditis belari, 1188 nucleotides. The record is from the annotation of a GenBank genome assembly. Lineage: Eukaryota; Metazoa; Nematoda; Chromadorea; Rhabditida; Rhabditidae.